AUGGCCCCUGUUACAAAUUCUCCCACGACGAAUACCAGUAUAGGUGGUCUAAACCUUACUACAGCUCAACAAAAUACUAACGCUGUUUCAAUAGACCCUUUGCAGAAUCAACAAGCUCAAGUAUUGAUGCUGGAAAAUACUCAGAAUCAGAUGGUAGUUUUAAAUGCUAAUCCAACUUCUCAUUCACGACCUCCUCAACUAUCAACAAGUCUGGCUUCUACUGCCUCUGGAACUAUUACUACUUUAAAUUCCAUAAACGACUCUACUCAAGAUAUAACAAUGUUGGUUAACCAAGAACAAUUACCUGUUUUAGUUAUGAAUACUGCUCCUGCAACUUCAAUGGAAGCUACAAACUCUCCUCAAAUAACAAUAAGUAGUGUUUCUACCACCGUUUCACUGGACCCUUCUCUGAUCCACGACCCUUCAAAAAUGAUGGUAACCUCUCAACAAGAUCAACAACAACCUCAGUUAACUCUUACUGAUGUUUCUCCUCAAGUAGUUUUAGCUGCUCCACAAGAACAACAACCUACUGUAGUAAAUGUUAAUACUGCUAUAUACAAUCAAAUGUUCGAUCCUUUAGAUCAUGUAAAACGACAAAAUGAUAUGAUUUCUUCCCCUUCUACUACUACUUCUAUAAUGGAUUUAAAUAGACAACAACAACAACAUCAGAUUGACCAAUCAGCUGUCGUAAAUCCUUUAACUGCCGCUCAAGCUCAUGCUGUUGUACAAGCUGUCGCUUCUGCUCAACAAGUUUUGAUCCAAAAUAUUAUGUCUACUGAACCACAACAACAACAAGAUCCUCCUUCAAUUGAUCAAAUGAUUAUAGAUACUGACCCUUCUGUUAAAGUUCAUGAGGAUGCUCAAGUUCAAGCCGCUGUUGCUGCCCUUUUCAACAAGUCGCUCAAGUUCAAUAAUGAUCCUAUGAAUCUUGUGGAAUCUAUAGCUAAUGCUCAAAUGGUUGAAUCGAUGAAUUUAGUUGAACAAAACAGGCGUUUGGCUAUGGAAAUCGCUAAUAAUAAUCAGUUGGCCGCUAAUGUUAAUGCUUCUGCCAAUAAUAUUGUCAGUCAAUCGGUAAGCAGUCAAAUGUCUAUCAGUAAUAAUCAAACUGAGCAAAUUUUAUCGUCAUCGACCCAACCACCUCCGAUGGCCGAUCUUUUGAAUUCUAGUCCUAUUGUUACUACUUCUUGGAGUAUUGCACCCCCUAAUAAUGGUUCAAGUAUUGUAGUACCUUCAGCAGGUCCAAUACAUCUUAUCAAUGUUGGGGAACAUAUAGUUCACAAUACGGUGGUUGUAGAUACGAGUAUUCUUGGUAAUUCUUUACAACCAGCACAAACAUUAACAUUUGUCGCCGAAAAUCCUCAAUUGGAUAUGCAGAAUGCAGCUCAAAAAUCCUCGGUUGAUCACGUAAUCGAAUCUUCUCCUUCACAACAAAUUCAAUCCCCUUCGCGUACCGUAUCUCCUGACCUACAAGUUUCUCUACCUCAAGAUGACCGUUCCAAGAAAUCACCUGAAAAUGAAGUACGAUCUCAAAUUGAUAAUUCCUCUCGUAUACCUUCUCCUGCACUUAACGAUCAAAUUAAACUGGAAUUUCAUAAUUCCCCACCUGAGUCUUUGGAUAUUUCAAAAGAUACUAAUAUUGUUCAAGAUGUUCAAUUAUCUAAAGUUAUUUCUCAACCUUCUACUACAAAUUUACAAUCUGAUAUUGAUAAUGUUGAAUCUUCAAAAACUGCAAAGAAUAUUUCUACUUCAAUUAAUAAAUCUUCUAAUUUAGAAGAUUUAACCAAUGAACAACUUUACGCUAAAUUGGGACAAUACGAACAUCCUAACUAUUCUAAAGAUCAACUUAUAGAAAAAGUUAGGUAUUACGAACAACGUGAUAAAAAUUCAAAAAAUCGUACUUCUGAAAAUCAUAAACGUUCUCGUGGUGAUUCUAUAAAAUCUAAUUAUUCUGAUGAUAUUAGCGAUGAUAACGAUUCACCAAUGACUCCAAGUGACAAUGCCGAAGAUUUAAAACGAGAAUCUAAUCGAUCUGAAUCUACAAUAGCCGGUAGUUCUCAAGGUUCUCCAUCAUUAACUUCUGUAAAACCCGAAGGUCAAGAUGAAAAAUCUGAUAAUCACCGAUGUAUGUGGAGAGGUUGUACAAAAGUACUUGAUAGUUUAGAAGCUUUAAUAUCACAUGUCGGUGAUUCUCAUAUUGGUAGUGGAAAGCCGUUCACAAAACGUCACAAGAUGUAUAAUCAUUUAAGAACUCAUACUGGGGAAAGACCUUUUGUAUGUAGUGUAAAUGGUUGUGGUAAAAGGUUCUCAAGACCAGAUUCUCUAACAACCCAUGUAAAGACGCAUUCCAAUCAUCGCCCGUAUAUCUGCUCAUUCAAAGGAUGUAAUAAGGCAUAUUAUCAUUCAAGAUCUCUCAGAAAACAUGAAAAAACACAUGAUAUACGUGCUGCUCAUUCUCAGCAUUCAUUACCAUCAGUUCAUUCUGCUGGAAUUUCUAUUACUAAUAAUGGAAUGCACAUAAAUUUUACAUCACCGAAUCGUCUUUUUUCAUCUUCACAACAACAAACAUUAUUUCAACAAAGACCACCUGGUUUCGAUCCUUCUUCAAAUCCAUUACCGAGUCAACCACCAUCAGGACAACAUGGUUCUUUAAACUAUUAUCAUCCUCCUCCACUACAACCUCAUCGACCCGAACUAGUUCACCAUAGUCGUGGUCCAUCUUUUGAUGGUUCUCAACAACAAGGUCCGUCCCCAUCAUCAUCUUCUCCAUCACCACAUUUCUUUGCACAUUCUCAGCAAUCUUCAACAGCUCCAACAGGGCGCCCGUCUAAUUCUCCUGCUACGA
This is a messenger RNA of Racocetra fulgida, 2842 nucleotides long. The record is from the annotation of a GenBank genome assembly. NCBI's taxonomy places the organism in Eukaryota, Fungi, Glomeromycota, Glomeromycetes, Diversisporales, Gigasporaceae.